Aspergillus alliaceus is the source of this 849-nucleotide messenger RNA. RefSeq lists its product as uncharacterized. The transcript has a single exon. Bases 1 to 849 code for a protein of 282 amino acids. The record is from RefSeq and is a predicted model, not a curated record. Lineage: Eukaryota; Fungi; Ascomycota; Eurotiomycetes; Eurotiales; Aspergillaceae.
AUGGAGAAUUACGAAAGCUGCCCGUCUAGCUUUUGUAAUCUACAAAACGAGAAUCUUUUCCCGAGAUCGAAAUUUCCAAUAUUUCGUGAAAGAGAUACCCCUGCCGCGCGCAAUGCCUAUACACUAAUUCAACCGGCGCUUCUCCUUAUGUCACGAAUCAUAAUUCAACGCUGGGAAUCUUUUGGCAUUUUCAUUCGGCGCCGACACUCAGGCCUCCCGGAUAUAUGGCUUGGUGCUGAUGUGGAAAUAGAAUUAUCAAAGGAUGAGACGAUUGGAUGCAUCAAAAACGCCAUUCCUGAUAUCGACUUUGAUCCUGGUACGCACCUAAAUUCUUCCCCAUUUGCAGAGACAACUCUGUGCCCCAAGGCGAUGUCAGAUCUGAUAACCUUGGACUACAAUAUUAUUCGACUCUUGAAGAAUUCGACUUCAACCCAUAGUCAGAAACUAGCAGGUCUGGUCUUUCUGGCAGUUUUACUGGGCAAUGGACUAGCCCAUGUAUUGGAGUUCCGUAGCAUUGGAGCUGGUCAACUACAUUCUGUUAACGAGCCAUUUAAAACAGCUCCUGGUAUAACCUGCCGCGAGGCCGGCACUGCUUGGGAAACUCGUACAUUCAGAGGUCGAGUUUAUCCAAUCUGUCAAGUCGAGAAUUCUUUACUGAACAUUCGAGGCCUGUGCAUUAAAUGCAGUGCAUGGAAUUUUGAUAUGAUGAAAGCGAAUGAGAACUGGUUUCGUCAACUUUUCUCAGAGUUAUAUUGGAUUAUUGCGCUGCACCCCCUACGGCCUCCAAUUGAAAAAUAUGCACGAUAUGCUAUUCUCGAGGACGAGCUAAUUGAUGAGCGAUGUGACUAA